CCCGUACCGCGCGCCGGCCGGAGACUACUCGAUCGGCAAGUCGAAACAUGCUUUCGCGGAGAAGCAGCAACCUCGUGUUGCUGGCCAUCACCAUCGCCCUCCUCGCCAUCCUCCUGCUGUACCUGCUCUACCGCCGCUGCCGGUCGCGCCUGUCAGAGCGGCGCGCUCGCCACGACGAUGAGCCGCUUCCUACCCCUCACCUCGGGCUGAGCAUGCACGGCAUCGCUGCGCUCCCCACGUUCACGUACGGGGCGCGGGCGGCGGUGGUGGAGUGCGCCGUGUGCCUGCAGGAGCUGGAGCACGGUGACGUGGUGCGCGUGCUGCCGGCGUGCACGCACUUCUUCCACAGCAGCUGCCUCGACCCCUGGCUGCGCGCGCACGCAUCGUGCCCGGUGUGCCGUGCACACCCGGAGCCAGAGCGCCUGCGACCGGACGGGGCUGCCCUUCCGCCGCCGUUGCCGCAGCUGCGUCACUGUGAACUGUCGCCGGAGAGGCCUACAUCGACAAGGAUCUUCGCACGAUCGCCGCUGAGGAAUGGAGGCUCGACGAGCGGGUCGAAUGACAGGGUCAUCUCCAGGUCGCCGUCACGGGCACCCAUGGUGGACGAGGCGUGUUCAUUGGAACGCACAGAUGCGAGCGGCAUCGCCAUCCCCGCCGGCGACGUUUAAGUAGGUACAGGAACAGAGACAGCAAAUGUUACAUUCAGUUGCACCGUGUGCAGUGAAUAAAAGGAACAAUAUCAUAGACACCAUGCAAUACUUAGAUGUUCAUUUUGGAGCUUGU
Molecule: messenger RNA, 783 nt
Organism: Lolium perenne
Lineage: Eukaryota; Viridiplantae; Streptophyta; Magnoliopsida; Poales; Poaceae
Product: RING-H2 finger protein ATL5-like
Source: RefSeq, a predicted model, not a curated record